Rhodotorula toruloides NP11 is the source of this 2781-nucleotide messenger RNA. RefSeq lists its product as uncharacterized. The coding region runs from base 1 to 2781 and encodes 926 amino acids. NCBI's taxonomy places the organism in Eukaryota, Fungi, Basidiomycota, Microbotryomycetes, Sporidiobolales, Sporidiobolaceae. The record is from RefSeq and is a predicted model, not a curated record. The transcript has 4 exons.
AUGUCGUUGCUCGACCCGCCGUCGCCGUCGAGCGCGAGCGACCUCUCGUCCAAACACCGCGACUCGUCGGCACAUACACUCGCCCCCGACAGCGACGACCCGUCCUUCGACUCGGACCACAUCUUGACUUCGACACCGCUGAAGCAGGCGAACGGGCGCGGCGGACGCGGGCGGGGACGGGACGACGAGGAGGGACUGCACGCGAGCGACACGGAGAGUCUGGGCGACCUGGAUGAGCGGGACAUCGAAAGAGGCGCGCAAAAGGGUCUCACGGAUGGCUCGCAUUCGCCUUUGACGCGUCGCAGCUUGCGUGAGCUCUCCUCGUCAACUCGAACCCCUCUCGCUCCUUCCUUCGGCGCGCAGAACGGGCGAGUACAGGCGAACGGGAUUGCUCGACUAGACGAGCUGUAUGCCCCUUCGCCAAGUACGGGGAGCAGCACGCUCGUCGACCGGGAAGAGGACUUCAGGCGGUGGAAGGAGGGACGUGAAGAGGAGGUCACGAUGCAGGGGCCGCGUUUGGCCGCGAAUGGACGAUAUGAGGGUGAAGCGGAUGGGAGUGAGGACGACCACGAGACUGUCCAGCCGCCUGGAAGCGAGGACGGCUCGUCCAGCUCGCCCCGACCGCGAAGAAGCCGGGUAGGCGACCUCGCCUCGUACAUUGACGCGCGGCUCUCGGCGUCUGCUUCGCCUCAGACUACGCCACGCAAGAGACCGCGCCGGCAAAGACGCGAGCCUACUACUCCCGCAGCUCCAGGCGCCUUUCCCUCGUCCGCUCGCAAAUCCGGCUCCUCGUUCCGCCCCUCCGCAUCUCACCCAUCCUACGCCACGCCUUCUUUACGAGCGUCUACCAAUGCGCCGUCUGCCGAGACGCCCACUUCGACGGGAUCCUCCCAGAUUCACGACGCCUUCAAGCGCCUAAUUACCGGUCCAGACGGCGCACUCGCUCAUUCCGCCGAGCGACGGGCCGUGCUCGAGGCCAACGUAACUGGUCCCUCGCCUGCGCGCAACGAGCCGCCCACUCCGCAUCCAGCCGGCUACUACGCCUUCGUUCCAUCCUCGUCGCUCCCGCUGGAGAAGAAGCCUUCGCGAUGGGAAAGGCAGCUGCGGCAUGAUGUCGAGGACGACCGACUUGAUACGCCUUCGCGAGCGGCACGCCCGGCGGAUCUCGGCGGAGUACUGAAGCAUCUGGGCCAGGUGCAGCGGCAGGACGGCUUCUUCGCAGACGAUUGGCCGAGGGAAAGGAUGCCGGACGUGCGGUACGGGGACGAUCGUUCGUAUGCAGACGAGGAUGUGCGGCAGGAGGAGCCGCAUGUCGGACGGAGCGCCAUGGACUUUGCCAUGGCGCGCUCGUUUACUCGGGACGAGGAGGGCGCAAACUUCGAGCAAGUGGAAACGCCCUUAGCAGCUCCUCCGCGCAGCGACUUCCGCGCCAGUACCAACGUCCGCUUCGCCGACCCCAUCCACCGCGUCUCGCCCAUUUCGCCUUCGACAUCCUCAUCUAGCCGAUCUCGAUCGUCUUCCUCGCCCAGGACAUCCCCACGUACCGCUUAUGCCGCGCCCACCCUUUCGCGCCGCCAGUCAACGACUCCCCCGUCCUCCCCGCCGCCGCAACUGCUUUUCGCGAAACAAGCUCCCGACUCGCCUCUCCUGCCGCCGCUUCCUCCGCCUCUACCACCUGCAUCACCUGAGCCUCCACCUCUACAGCGUUCUCUCCGCGGCUCUGCAUACCGCAUCAGACGCUCCCUCAGCUUCGACGAGCCUCCUCUCGCGCCCGCCUUUCCCGACGACCCGCUCUUCUCUCCUCCUCGACCCGGUCAGCGACAAGACUGGCAGCGACCCGCAUCGUCGACUCCGCCGAGGGGCAAGACGGCUAGCCCGCCUCGACCGAUGGGCACGCCGCCCGACCGACCUGAUCUCUCGCUCUCGCUUCGCAGGCGGAACAGGCGCGACGAGCACACCGCUGAAGACCUCUCGCUUGGCGACGGCAGGGCCGACCUUUCGGCAGAUGCGACGGUGCAGAACCUCGUGUCACAGUUAGCGGCGGCCGUACAAGCCUUGACGACGUCGCAGUCUGCUUCGGCGGCACCUUCGUCCGGGCUGGACGAGCGAGGCCUGCCCCUGCCACGGCAGCCCGCAGAUGGCGCACCGGAGCUGAGAACCGAGCUCGAGCGGCGGAAGAAGGAGAGCGCGGCGCGGCGGAUGGAGCUUGAAGAGCAGUUGCGAAACAUCGAGCGGCAAGGCGGGGCGGACGAGGACCACCGCGCAUCCAUGCUGCGCGAGCUCGCGGAGACGUACGAGAUCGAGCACGAGCUCGGCUACAAAGUCGACGAGCUCAAGCGGACAAUCGAGGGCAUGGGCCAGAUCGUUGGCGACCAGGUCGCCCAGGCUGUCGACCGCUCGCUCCUGCAAGACUCGCGACGGAGGACGCAAUGGCUUGCCCUAGCCUUCUGCGUUCAGUUUGCACUCUUCAUAAUCAUCCUUCGCCUUACCAACGCCCGCACGGCAUCACUCCUCCAGAACGUUUACUACGACCCCUUCUACCCGACACUCUACCACGUACCCUCCGAUACCCUCGCGUACUCCCUCUCUGAGCCAUACCUAUCCGUCGAUACCCUCGCCGCCUUUUCGCCAUACCCUCGUCCGCCGUCCUUCUCUCCCUUCGCCUCCGUUUCUACCGGUCUCCAGCGCGUCAGCAACCUGCUCCAGGCUACCCUGCCCCAUUGGCCAACAUCGCAGGAGAUGUACUCCUCCUGGUCGGAAGGGAUUCUUGUGCCGUCUUGA